UCCAUCAUGGGUUGCGGCUUGUCAACAAGGCUGAAUCCAGAAGACGCCGCAACCCUUAGCCAUGGACGCAUGAUGAGUAGUAGUGAUGGCCACAUUACAGACAUAAAUUCGCCGGCCACCAGCAAGCAUCACGACCGUGGCGGCGACGACAGUGUCCUGUCUUUCGCCCAAUGGAGCCAGAAAAGCGGGUCGUCGACGCAGGGGAAGGACGCGAAGCAGGUGGGUGAAGGAGGAGAGAAGGAGGGAGAAAAGGAGGAAGAGGAUUAUCAAAGUGAAGUCCUCAUUUUUCCAAGGUCCCCAAGUUUCAGGGUGUACUGCAUUGCCUCCUCUAACUCCAGCAGGAGUCACAGUUUUAUUAGUGACAACGACUCUGCCUCCAGCGUCAAGAAUAACGGCGAUGAGGAUUCAACGAAUAAGCCAACCGAGGAAAAGAAGGAACGAAAGAAGAAAGAAAGAAGAACACGAGGACUUAGAAGUGCUCUGCAAAAGGGAAUGCCCAGAAGGAAGAAGAAUCUUCUAAGUUUUGGUUGCUACACUAGCCAUGCAUCCUACGAUGAAAAGCCCUUAUAA
Molecule: messenger RNA, 570 nt
Organism: Neltuma alba
Lineage: Eukaryota; Viridiplantae; Streptophyta; Magnoliopsida; Fabales; Fabaceae
Exons: 3
Coding region: 7-570 (187 amino acids)
Source: RefSeq, a predicted model, not a curated record